AUGGCGUCGCCGUCGUGGUGCUUCUCUCCCGUCACCGCAACCACCACCACCCCUACCCGCCGCUACUCUUUAACCUCUCAAACUCCUAAAUUCCCCAUCAACCAACUCCCCUCUUCUUCUUCUCGCUUUUCCACCACACCAUCUUCCCUUCGAUUUAGGGUUCCAUGCUCCAACAACAAAACCGAUCAAUCGACAGAAUCCACCGAACUCGAUUUUCUAAAUUGCGUUGGAACAGGUCAAGAUGUGGAGUGCUUCCUAACUGAAGAAGAAGAAAAUGGAAAAACUGACAAAAAAGACGAAUCAUUGUCGAAGACACUUUGUCUAGCGGAAGGGUUAUGGGAAGGUGCUGUUUUGAUAUCGCCGUUUUUCUUCUGGGGUACAGCCAUGGUGGCGAUGAAAGAAGUGCUGCCUAAAUACGGUCCUUUCUUCGUUUCGUCUUUUCGUCUCAUUCCAGCUGGGUUCCUUCUCGUCGCUUUCGCUGCUUCCAGAGGAAGGCCUUUCCCCUCUGGCUUUAAUGCAUGGCUUUCCAUUUCGCUCUUCGCCAUCAUCGAUGCUGCUUGCUUUCAGGGUUUUCUCGCAGAAGGGUUGCAGAAGACUUCAGCUGGAUUGGGUAGUGUUAUUAUUGAUUCACAACCUUUGACGGUGGCUGUACUUGCAGCUUUGUUAUUUGGUGAGUCCAUUGGAAUUGUUGGAGCUGCUGGGCUUAUACUUGGUGUCAUAGGACUUGUGUUACUCGAGUUACCCUCCCUAUCAGUUGAUGCGAGCAACUUCUCACUGUGGGAAAGUGGGGAGUUGUGGAUGCUUCUUGCAGCUCAGAGCAUGGCAGUUGGCACUGUAAUGGUUCGGUGGGUCACCAAGUACUCUGAUCCUAUCAUGGCAACUGGAUGGCAUAUGGUUAUUGGUGGUCUCCCCCUUGUUGCAUUCGCAAUUCUUAACAAUGACCCUGCUAUAAGUGGAACUCUAAAAGAGUACAGUUCAAAUGAUAUAUUGUCACUCCUCUACACGUCCAUUUUUGGAAGUGCUGUUAGCUAUGGUGUGUUCUUUUACAGUGCAACUAAAGGUAGCCUGACGAAGCUCAGUUCACUUACAUUUCUAACACCAAUGUUUGCCUCGAUUUUUGGGUUUCUGUAUCUAGGUGAAACCUUCUCACCUGUACAGCUAGUUGGGGCCAGUGUAACUGUAGCUGCAAUAUACAUGAUUAACUUCAGAAACGCUUCAGAAUGA
Molecule: messenger RNA, 1224 nt
Organism: Vicia faba (fava bean)
Lineage: Eukaryota; Viridiplantae; Streptophyta; Magnoliopsida; Fabales; Fabaceae
Source: the annotation of a GenBank genome assembly